Molecule: messenger RNA, 573 nt
Organism: Humulus lupulus (European hop)
Lineage: Eukaryota; Viridiplantae; Streptophyta; Magnoliopsida; Rosales; Cannabaceae
Product: secreted RxLR effector protein 161-like
Exons: 1
Coding region: 1-573 (190 amino acids)
Source: RefSeq, a predicted model, not a curated record
AUGGAAGUUGAAAGAUCCAGCCUUGGCAUCUCAGUCACUCAGCAAAAAUAUGUCAUCGACCUCUUAUAUGAAACCAGGAUGAUUGGAUGCAAGCUAGUUGACACACUGAUGGAUCCUAAUACCAAACUUGGAGCACAGACAAACAGAAUAAAAGUUGAUACAGGAAGGUACCAACAUCUCGUGGGAAAAUUAAUCUACCUAGCUCACACUCGGCCUGAUAUAAGCUUUGUUGUAAGUGUUGUUAGUCAAUUUCUCAACAAUCUCGCAGAGGAACACAUGGAUGCUGUCUAUUUGAUUCUUAGGUACAUCAAAGGAACACCAGGAAAAGGGCUAAUGUUCAAAAAAUAUUUUCACAAUGGUCUUAAAAUCUAUGCAGAUGCAAAUUGGGCAAGUUCUCUGACUGACCAAAGAUCCACUUCUGGAUACUGCUCCUAUAUUUGGGGAAAUCUCGUAUCUUGGCGCAACAAGAAGCAUCAGGUAGUAGCUCGCAGUAGUGCUGAAGAAAAAUUUCGUGCCUUAGUAGAUGGAAUUUGUGAAGGAAUGUGGCUGAAACGCUUACUUGAUGAACUCUGA